CCACAUAUGCCGUUUCCCUGAAGCCCGCCGACACCGAGGGACACUCUAUCUGGGUCUUCCCGUUUGACCUCCGGAGAAAGUCUGGGAAACGGGUUUAACUUUUCAACUAGAGGGGAAUUCCGCUGGCGCCCACACACGCUGCCCCGCGGGCGCGGCCUGCCCUGCCCCGGCGUGAAUCAGCCACCCCUGCGGGCUCGGCUACCGCGCUCCGCCCCGCCCCGUCCCGUCGGGGGUCUCAUAAAGCAGGCCCUCACCGCCCCGCGGGCAGUGCAGACACUGCGUGCCUGCUCCUUCCCUACGCCUUCUGACGACACCCGCCCUCGAGGGUCCCACACCAUCCCCCGGCAGCAUGAGCCCAGCGCGUCCCCUGUGGCUCCUGCCGCUGCUCGUGCUGGUGACCGCGCUGGACGAGGCUGCCCAGGCACCCAGAGGGAACGAGGCGGAGAUCUGCCUCCUGCCCCCGAAGGUCGGGCGCUGCCGAGCGCGCAUUCCCCGCUACUACUACGACAGACGCACGCAGAACUGCAACCUCUUCUAUUACGGGGGCUGCGACGGCAAUGCCAACAACUUCAACUCGUGGGAGGAAUGCCAUGAGGCCUGCUGGAUGAUCGAGAAAGUUCCCAAAAUUUGCCGCUUGGAAAUCAAGAAAGACUAUUGUCACGGAUCUGUGGGACGGUAUUACUUCAAUCUAAGUUCCAUGACAUGCGAAAAAUUUCCAACUUCUGGCUACGGCUGUAAUAAGAACCGGUUCCCAGACAAAGCCACUUGUAUGGGCUACUGUGCGCCAAAGAAAAGCCCCUCAUAUUGCUACAGUCCGAAAGAUGAGGGACUGUGCUCUGCCAACGUGACCCGCUACUAUUUUAACCCUCAGAAGAAGGGCUGUGACGUCUUCGCCUACACUGGCUGUGGAGGAAAUGAGAACAACUUUGUUAACCUGCAGGACUGCAGACAGGCUUGCAUGAGAGGUGGCUUCAAGAAGGAAAAGAAAAUCAAGACUCCAACUUAUCCCUUUGUCAAGAGACGCAUGGAAACUUGGAAGAAGAAAUUCUAGAAAUUUUCCUGUAUGUCAUCUUGCGAAUAUUUCUUUGCUUUUAUAGUUAUCCCUAAAAAAAUAAUAUAUAGCACAAGAAAAUGAAUCAUCAGUGAUUAAUUCACCAGUUUUUAUUGAUCUGUUACUCCUUUUAUGUAGUUUUCAUGCAUUAUGGGCCCAGCACGCUUCCGUAGAGCCACUCUGUUUCAGUUUUCAUACAUUAUGAGCUGUUAUUCGAAUGUGAACCCAUCAUUUCCACUUCACUAAUCACUUGUUUUUGAGACUGAAUUUUUAAAGUAUAUAAGAUACACAACCAGAUUCCAAUCAGUCAUUCCUGAGGUUGCUAUUUCUGAUUUCAGAAGAUAAUAAUAACUAAAAUAACGUAAUGCAGCAUAGUCAUGUAUGUUGAACAUAAAGAAGCAUAAAAAGACUGGCAAAUACAUUUCAUUUCAUCAUGUAUUUAAAGUUUGGAUUGUACUUGAGGCCCAAGGAAACAAACUGGCAGAUUCACCGACACUUUAAAAGACAUUUCAGUUGUAGAUGCUACUGACUAUAGACCCAGGAUUGCUGUGUCACAGCUCAGCAUGGGGAGUAAGGGAGUUUAUUUAACAGGCAAGCUGCAUCUUUGAGUUUAAAACAUCCUUGACUGAAUUUCACAAAGUCAGAAA
Molecule: messenger RNA, 1698 nt
Organism: Ochotona princeps (American pika)
Lineage: Eukaryota; Metazoa; Chordata; Mammalia; Lagomorpha; Ochotonidae
Gene: TFPI2
Product: tissue factor pathway inhibitor 2
Exons: 5
Coding region: 350-1051 (233 amino acids)
Biological process (GO): negative regulation of peptidase activity
Cellular component (GO): extracellular region
Molecular function (GO): serine-type endopeptidase inhibitor activity
Source: RefSeq, a predicted model, not a curated record